UGAGGUUGGGGGUGUCUUCAGAGGGAACUGCGGGAGCGGGGGUCUGCCAUGGCGUCAACUCCCGUGGGAAGCUUCCCUUUCCGGGACGGCGGAGUUUGUGCUCCGUGCGCUGCUCGCUAGGCUGUUUUACGCAUGCGCCGCCAAUCCGGCAAGCUUCGGACGCUCGCGGUAGCAGCCAGUUCGCAAUCGGGUGAAGGAAGAACGGCUCUGAAGGAAGAAGAAGGAGGCCAAGAGGCAGCAGCGGUGCACGAAGUGGACGGGAGCUACUACGGGAACAAGUGGACACCUUGUUAUCAUCAUCAUCCAUCCGGGGGGGGAAGCGUCAAUCCUGGUGCUAGUACCAACGAAAGCGCCAGCAACAGUCCUGACAACAACUGAAAAUACCAACAAACCGCCAACGGUUCAGCGAUAACACUGCCGCCGUCGUUAUCGUCGCCGCCGCUGCAUCUGCAUACCGCGUGUAGCAGCAGCCGCAAUUGUACUGCGCUGCCAGAUUGGAGCUUGCGUUCCUUCGUGCAUUCGCUAGCUAACAACAACAACAGCAACAACUGUGUCAGUUCGUCACCGCUGCAACACCAUGGCGCACUAAUCGAAUAAACUUCGCUUUGAUCAUCGUCAUGAAACUCCAUCUGUCAAACAGAGUUGACUCACAUUGGAAGUGUUCAUCUUCAUAGACCGACGAGUGUCAGACGUCUGUGUCAAGCAAAAGAAGAUGAAAAAUGAAGGCAAAAAUUAUUUUAAAAAAAAAAUAGAGACACCAGUAGAAACAGCAGUUGCAGCAUCAGCACAAAAUACACUCGUACAGAUAACCUAACUAAGAACCCCAUGUACGCAUUCAGUGGCGAGUGAACCUAGGUCCAUCGAAACCUCUGUGCUAACUGAUAUCAAUUGAACUCUAAAACAAAUCAGAAGCAACUCAGUCAGAGUCGGGUGUAGGCAAACAUGAAGCCGCUCUGCCGGCUGCAAUCGCCAGCACCUAACCUGCUGCUGCUGCCAUACCCAGCUUCUGGCGAAGGGGUCUGAAUACUCAAUGAGACGCACAAAGACGCGCGACUAAAGGCUCAAACACCAGCAGUAACGACAACAGGCGCGCUUAGUGUAAUGUGUACAUUUUAAAUCUGCAUUGCUUGGCUAGACGGACGGACGAAUGAACGAACCAGGCGCCGACACAAGAUAAGCACGAUCAGGAUUCAGAUCGCUACGGAUCUCCUCUCGAUUUCGUCUGAAAAAACAGGUUCAGGGAAUAGGCGCGUACAGUGGUUAUCAGUGGAACCUAUCUGUGGUGGUCGACGGUGUCGAAGGUAAUGACAAGUACAGAUGCUAGGCAACUCUGAAAGGUAAUGUCCAACUGUAAGAGGCACAGGGUUGGGUCAUAAAUGCAGAGUAUGUACAGAGUAGGAUCUAGGCAUGCGCCCUGAAGAACUGCGGAGGGGGGGACUGGUAGUUCGCUCAGGCAUAGUCAUUGAUCUUAAUUACGAAGGUCCUAUCUAUGAGGUUCGAGCGGCACGAAAUAAGCAGUACAAGAUCAAUCCCUAGAGAUCGAAGGUGCUGUUCUCAGACAUCAUCUCGUUGGGACUCUGGUUGGGAUGCCUUCAACUAUUGCGCUGCCGCUCGCCCGCGUCGCCGCGAUGUCCUUUCCUCCGCCGCCGUUUGAACUACUACUGCCGUUUCCCUGCUCGUCUAAGUUGCAUCUCCUUGAACUGCAUUAUUACAAUAAGCAGCAGCAGAAGAAGCGGAUUAUCAUCAGCUUUGUAUCUACCAGCAUCAACAGUAUCACCACGAACAACAACAGCAGCAGCAGCAGCAGCAACAGCAGCAGCAGAAACAAGAACUGGAGAAUCAGGACCGCACCCACGAGUAAAGCCGCAGCUGUCGCCUACGCCAUCUUGAACUACGCUAUCUCCACCACAACAUCCGUUGCCGCUUAUUGCACUAGCAUUGCCGUUUUGAUCUCAUUCUCAGCAGCAAGAUCAUUAUCCGUGUCGUCAUCAUCAUUGUACCGGUUAUUGUUAUCAGAAUCGUCCGCGAUUGUUGCCUUCAUGUUGUUGAUGUUGUUCUCGCCGACAUCGUCUUCAUUACCGUUAUCAUCGCUAUUAACGCCAUCGCUAAUUCCGCUUGAUUAUCGAAUUCUAUCUUUGAUGCCCAAAUCCCACGCACCAGCAGCAGCAGCAGCAACGUGCCCCGAGCUAAGCUCACGAGCUGAGGAAAUUGGCUCAAGCUGAAGACCAGCCCUUCCAACCAGUGAACUUCUGCCGUCGGACUGCAGGGAAUAUUAUAUAUAUAAAUAAAUAAAGCAUAGAAAAUAUAAAUAUAUCCGCAGCCGAUCCCAGAAGGAAGCCAGCGGUCUUUUGUGAAGUGUCGCAUUGGUGUUAUUCCGAUCGACUGCUCGUCGCCCAACGAUAAAAAACCAUUCAAAAAUUCUGUCUUAACCCCUCAUUCAAUAACGGUCUCAGGCAGCCUCAAACGUCCACAAUUAGUAGGCUAUUGAUGUCGCGUCGUCUGCAAUAUUGCUGCCAGUGAUUAGCGAGCAGGCAUCAUUCAGGCAGGAGCAGGCGUCGGGCGUGCUCUCCAAGUGCAGCACGCAUGACGCCCUCGACAUCAGAAACCGAUAGCCAAUAAUUAGGAAGGCACUUUUUUAAAAACUACAUCAUCCGCCAGCCGGUUGAGUUCCCAAUAGCUGCCUAGUUUCACGGGAAUCCAACAUGCUUCGUGCAUGAGCAGACGCAGUGUCUCCCACCACCAGGUGCGAGCAAGAUCGACCAAGCACUAGAGUACACACGUCGAUGCAGAUGGAACAGGUGCUCAUGCACCAAGAGGGCACAGCCGUGUCGCCAUCUGCAGCCCUACCUGCUCGGCUACAAACGGAUAACCCAAGCAAAAUUCAAGCUGAUCCGUACAAUAACUUAAAUGGCAUAAUAAGACGACGCACAGCCAGUUGGACCAGCAGAAUUCUACUCCCGUUGUUGACGCUACUGGCCGCAUUGCAGGUGGCACAAAGCCAUAAAACAAAGACCAGCGACUUCUACGAAUUGAGGCCUGGGCAAACUGAGCGCGGUCAGAAUAUCACGCAUAUACUCAACUCGUUCUUUACGAAAGGCUACGAUAAGCGAGUCAGACCCAAUUACGGAGGUCCCCCAGUAAAAGUAGGCGUCAGCAUGCAGAUCGUCAGUAUCAGCGCCGUCUCCGAAGUUCAAAUGGAUUUCACGUCGGAUUUCUACUUUCGUCAGUCAUGGCGAGACGAACGGCUCUCGUUCCCGGAAACGAACGAGCUGAGUCAGAUGACCGUAGGCGCAGAAGUCGCAGGCAAGAUUUGGGUACCAGACACCUUUUUCGCCAAUGAGAAAACGGCCUACUUUCAUAUUGCCACGACACCCAACACUUUCCUCCGUAUCGGAUCUGAUGGAGAUGUUUACAGAAGCAUUAGGUUAACGGUAACGGCCAGCUGUCCCAUGGAUCUCCGAUACUUUCCCAUGGAUCGACAAAGCUGUACCAUCGAAAUAGAAAGUUUUGGAUAUACAAUGAGUGAUAUUCGGUAUUCGUGGCGCGACGGUGAGAAAAGCGUGGGCAUCUCAGAGGAAGUACAAUUGCCCCAGUUCAAAAUUCAGGGCCAUGUACAGAAAGCUUCUGAGAUCUCUCUGUCGACAGGCAACUACUCACGGCUCAUCUGUGAGAUUCGCUUCGUCCGUUCAAUGGGUUAUUACCUCAUUCAAAUCUACGUUCCAGCUGGACUCAUCGUUGUAAUUUCAUGGGUAUCAUUUUGGUUGCACCGAAAUGCAACUCCAGCUCGUGUAGCGCUCGGUGUAAUGACAGUCCUCACGAUGACCACUCUUAUGUCAAGCACGAACUCACAGCUGCCUAAAAUCUCUUACGUCAAAUCUAUCGACGUCUACCUGGGAACCUGCUUUGUCAUGGUAUUCGCGUCCCUAUUGGAGUACGCAGCCGUUGGCUACCUGGGCAAGAGGGUCGCCAUGAGAAAAUCGCGAGCCCAGCAGCUAGCGCGCUUCCAGGAUCGUAAGCGACAGCAGCGGGUCCUCCGACAGCUCGGACCAAGUGUUGAUGAGAUGAGCCCUGAAAACGACCCUUUGCUGACCAAGAACUACAACUUCAACUUCACAGCACAGGCGCCAUGGGGUGGAGGAGCAACGGCACCUACUCCAUCGUAUCGUCCCAGUACUCAUCAGACACGAGAGCACAGUUCUGCUCAUCAGCGAGAUCGAACUCACCUCGAUGGGCGCAAAACUAGUCAUAUGUCAUUAAGUGGAGGUGGCCAUUUAAAUCCCAAUGGUAGAGAAAGGGAUGCUGUUUCAGGUGGUUUAAAGCUUCAUCAUACAGAGGCAAGUCUAAAGCACGCCCACCACAACGCGCCACAUCCCUUACAAGAAGGGGGUAACAAAAGCCAUUACUAUCACGGGGCUAAACACUACUUACUGGUGGACAAGAACAAAAACACUUACAGCCAGGAUCAGAAUAAGGUGGAUGAAAUAGAGAAACAAAUCCGAAGCGAACAUUAUUCGUCUUCGAACCCCGGAGGAGGUACUCAGUUGGCCGGUACAGGAUCCGCCAAUUUGAAUAUGAAGCUAAACAGCGUGACGCCGCGUGGUCCAACUUCAUCGCUUCCAACCGGCGGCGCAACAAUUAGUUACUACAAUACAAUAAAUAGCAAACAUCUCCUUGGCGAACGUCAGCCGCAGAGCAAUCAUAACAACUCGUCGAACCUAAACAUUAUGUCCAAUGCUAACCUGAUAAAUAGCAAUUAUAAUAUGACAAACAAUGUAAAUAUGUUCAAUAUGAACAUGCUCGACAACCACUACAACCUUAAUGUAAACAACUAUCUCAAUCAGCAGAUGAACAGCCUUAAUCUAAGCAAUCUGGCCAAUGGGGGCCAAAGUGGUGGCGGCAACGGCGGCGGUGGCGGCGGCCAUAACAUAGCUGGCAACAAUAUCGGGCCUCCCCCAUCCCAUUACGCGACAAUGCCGCUGCCGACCCACCAUCGAGAAGGCAGGUCACGACUUACAACAAUCGAUCACCUGAACAACUCUAUUAUAAACCCACUCGCAAUGGAUGAGAUGCGAUUGGGAGGUCUGAACCAAUGUGACUCUAAGGUAUCUCGUAAAGCGUCACUCUCGCCGGAUGCUAUUGGCGGCGGCAGUAUUGGCGGGGGAGCGCUUCUAAGUCCGGGCGUGGAGUCGGUCCUUUUACAGAACCCGAACAAGCUUUGCGGGGUCAAUCCGAGUGACAUUGACAAAUAUUCUCGAGUCGUAUUCCCCGUGUGCUUCGUCUGCUUCAACCUGAUGUACUGGGUUAUCUACAUGAGGAUCUCCGACGUGAAGUACGCGGAACCUACUGUGCUCCAUUAGUGUUCGUGGAUCCCCUUUGCUUUCGUGGUCGCCUGGAUCGUUCUGGACCUAUCUAUUCGUUUGGUUGGAUGAUACUGGCUUAACCAGCCUCGCGGCUUCUCCCUGAGGGAAAGCCCGAGGCCUCGUCGAAAGUUAGACAAGGGCAACGAGCCGACCGCCCAAACUAACGACAACUCAGCUGCAAGCGCAGCAACAGUCGUCGCAGACAGAUUUCUUUGCUUGCGUGGGCCCUUAGCCAACUGCCUGUGGUUCUCGGUUGAUGAUGUCCUCAGAGAAGUCGGAGCACCAAGGCUCGUCCUUUUGUUCUAGCGCCUCUUCAUCUAUUCCGAGCCCGGCUAUUUGUUCUCGCACCCGUUGCUGUUGUUGCUAUUAACGCUUCAGUCCGUUCUUUAUUCUAUUGUCCAUUCAUUAUCAUGAUAUAGACCAAGUAAGUUUUACUAAAACUUACUUGGUUAUUAGUAAUAAACGAGCAAGUGGCUACGGAUGUGCGAUGUCGACCUUACCGAUGAUGCUCAAGUCUGUUGAAAAAUCCCAUAUUUGAUAUAGAGCAGGGUUAGUUGUAUAUGUAAUUGGUAAUAACAACUUAUAGGCCAUCAUGUGCAAUUAUAUACAAUAGUGAUAAAAGUUACAGUAAUAACAAUUAGAUACUACCGACGUAGUUGGUACUGCGCCGUUGCAGGGGUGCUUUUGAUCAGAAGUUGAUUUUGAAAAUUUAGUUUGAAAAAAAAAUUGAUUGUUGACAGAUCCAGAAUUAUAGGUCCAGGCCAUUCUUUGCGCUUGGUUGGCGCCAUUGGCCAUUAGCUUCCUUUAAAACCUCGUGCCAGCCAUUUGUUCGACGAUUGCCACUAGUCCAAUCGGACAAACACCCGACCGCGAGCGUACACCGCCAACGGUGCGGAAGCUUUUGUUCUCGCGCGUUCUGGUAGGUCGAAUCGUUCGUCUAACGGGAAAUGUUACAUUUACAGUAGUACCUAAUAGGAUAUUUACGUAUCGUAUUGCGAGAACCGUGGUAUGCGUUGUAAUUAAUCAACUAAUGAGUAAAUCGGUGAAUAAAUGCUAUUAAUUGACAAGUAGCGCCACCACACGGCCAGCAAAUCUGUUCACAAGCGCCUUCUUUGGCCGGCAGGGUUUGGCAACCUUUUCUUCAAGGCGGGCGCAGUGGGCACGAGAUCUACAGACCGCAUAACGCAGACAUCAGGACUAUUCAAGCUGCAUGAGACUCGCAAUGAUGAACCAUAGUAAUGGUUACGAUGGUGAUUCCCACCCGAGGGUUAUCAUCAGUUGAGCCUGGUCUCGAUUGAAGAAAUACUUACCAAAACGAACGAAGUUCUGACUGAGUGAGUAGACAACGACCCUGGUUCAGAUUCUUGCAGCAGCAGCAGCACAGCUGACACACGCUCUACACACACACACAUACACAUAUACAUGUUGAUGGAUGACGGAUAUAAUGAAAGCAGAAAGAAGUUUAAAAAACUAACUAGAAGAUAACAAGAAAAACGCUAACACAGAGCAACAAAUAAAGACAAUAUCUUCGAUGGCGGGCUAGCUAACUGCAAAGGAGAACACGGACCGCGAAAUUACAAGACGAAGCAGGGGACUACGGCCAAUGAAUAUGUCCAUAGACUAUUACUGUUACCUGCACUAUUGCAGCUUCAAAUACGAUUAUUGUCAGCACUACGUGAUUAAACAAAGAAUAGAAUAGGAAAUAUAAGAGUUAGAACACCAGUAUUUGCUAUUUUUGAUGAAUUACAAGCACCUGCACAGGUUAAUGAUCGGGAGUGUCGAAAACAAAAAAGCGAACGGUUAAUGGCUGGUGUUCUGAGGAGAAGCAGCCGGAUAAAUGAUGUGACGACUAGGCUCGUGCUGUUCGUCCUGGUGGCCUUAGAUGCCAGCCUCGGAAACCACGGCAGACCUUACCUUGCGGUUGUUGUUGUUGUUGUUGCUGCAAGAUACGCUGCACAUCGAUGUGCGCUUCAGCUUCCACUAGUUCCCUAUGAAAUCAACACCUCCAUUGCGAUAUGGUCAUUUGCGUUUCUUAGUCCUAUAUGCACGUACACAAACGCAAAGAUCUAUACAGACAAACGCAGCAUCAUUAGCAUAUGGUGGUACACGCGCACGCACACACGCAGUUUUAAUAUACGCCUAAAAAUCACACAUAUAUUAGUUACAUACAAUAUUAUCACCUAGAUAUAUAUUACCAAACAUGUUUGCGAGUCGUCCUAAACAACUCACGUUAUCUGAUGACGGGCCUUCUAUGGCGAAUCUCCCGCACUGGUGGACGUAAGUACUCGCCCACACAGACGUCUUCCAAGGAUGUAGAUAGAAGUAUAUAGACACGGAAACAAUUAGCUCAGAGUUAGUAAAGAAAUUCGUCGGAGAGAGGAAUUUACUGCGAAAAAAUCUCUUAUGCGUUAAAGCACAGCCGUAUCCAAUAGAUUCCUCGUAUACAAACCCUAGCCUAGCUUUUGUGUCACACUGAUUAGUUCGGUUAAUUUUAAUCGUAUGAGAAGUAAUCCUGGACAUCAUAGCCUAAAAUCAAAGAGAAAUACAAAUAAAAAUCAAUGUAAAACAAUCGUCUGCAGCCAGCAGCGUCGAGGUACGCACUCAGUCAGGUUAAGUGAAGUAACGGUCGUAGCUGGCGAUUUGCUCAAACAACAACACAGAAUUGCAGUAUAUUUAUAAAUCAUAAACAAAAGUAUUGUAAUUUUAAUAGAAAUGUAGGGAGCACCCCAAACUCUAUAACCAUAACAAACGAUGUCAUCGUACUGUCAUAAAUAACAUAAAUGGACCAGAGAGAUAAACGAUAAAAUGCGUGGUUUACGCUCCUAAAAGUUCACACAAUGUGACCACACAGGUACAGAUACGAACGAAGAGAAAAUAGUUACAAAAGGCUAAAUAUAACACCGAAUUACAACAACACAAAGACGACAUCAAGAUGCCGAUCAGAAUCCUAUAAAACAGGUUGCUAGCCCCUAAUUUCCAAACAUAUUUAGCGAGUUGUAGCGAAGUAGGGAUUUUAGGCUAGAAGUCGGAGAACGCCAUCCUAACCGUAAGACACAAACAGAAAAACAGAGACUGACAUAAAUGCCGCAAAGUGUUACACCAUUAUAUAGAACAAAAGCCAAGGAGAAUGACAGCUCAGGAGCGAAAAAGACGAAAGACGAAAUAUAGAGAAACGGAAUAGGUAAAGAAGGGACCGCUUACACUCCAACUAGAGCUCCCCUGGGGGUCGUUUUGGGGGCCGAACAGAGCACUGUGCACCCGUACACCCACACAGCCAGCCACCCGCCCGCCGGCCGGCAGAGUUAGGAACGCACACGAGUUUGACAGUUCAGCGGCCACAGCUACGAAAUCAAGUGGCUGGCGUUGCUGGACAGCUGCCAGAAAAAGCUCAUAAUAGCAUCUGCACGGGCCACUACCGCUAUGCAGCUUGGUCUUGAAACCACGGCUCGAGUGCGCACGGCUACUUCGCUUUCAACGGCCUACGAGGGAUCGCCUUCGGAGUUUCAGCAGGACACCGCCGCCGCCACCGCCGCUUGAUGCCCAACAGAAAAAGCAGCAGCAGCAGCAGCAGCAGCAGCAGCAACAACGUCAUCCAUAAUAAUGGUGAACUAAAGGAAAGACACCGACAAUAAAUUUAGUAAUAACAACACAGUCAACUAACUGCUAUAUACUAUAUACGGUUACUGUUAAUAAUAUUAUUACUAUCUGACUACUAUAUAAUGAAGAUUCAUAUUAACAUUAUACCGCUACCAUAUCACCCACUUUUUGCACGCUACGUACUUGGCGUGGUGCACGGAAUACAUACGCAGUCGCAGCAGCAGCAGCACAAUGAUAUUGUCGCGCAUAUCGAGUACAAGGAUUAUACUGUCGUAGUAUAUUACUCAUAACAAAUCACAACUCUGCACGAAUAUUAAGAAAUAACGGAAGCAGCAAGUACCCCCCACAACAUAAUAUUUUGACGAUAUGACGAUGGCCAGAUACAAAGCAAUGGUACACAUUAAAGUAUUCAUUAAUAGUAAUUGUGUUACGCAGAAAAAGAAGCGAGAAGAUGCAAAAAUGAAGGCUAUACUGUAUAAACGGCAGUAGUCGAGAGAACAUACGCGUAAUUAUAAAGCUACUUCUCUCGAGCCACAGAUGAUUUAUGUCAAGUACAUCAAUGGUAACACAGCUAUGGACGGCGUCGGACAUCCUCAAUGGAUAAUCAAACAAAAGACAAGGAACAAACUACGUUCAGGAGGAGCGCCACUGCAGCCUUCGUUCGUGCCAGAAUAAUUAUUGCCAUUACCGUUCGUUAUCUUUAUUGUCGACACGAUUAGGAAGCGUGGCACUCCUGGGCAGGCUAAGCAACGGUUGUCAAAGCCCGUUUAUGUUCUGCUGUAACAACCCGUCAACAACGAACGAAAGACAAGAAUAACAAUAACAUAGUAAAAGGUGAGCGUCUGCGAAGUUAGCAGUAGCCCCUAUAAACCGACAAAAUACACAACAAAUAAAAGCAAAAGCACAGCCCUAAAGAAAAAAGAAGGUACCCUAUAGCAUGCUCUUUUACUUAAAGCCCGCUCAGUCCAUCAUGGAACGAAGUAAAAAACAAACAAAGAAUGGCAAGAGAAAGAAAGCAAAUGAAGAUUCAGCGAACCGCUGAAUUUCGUGGACUGAGAUACGUUGUAUCCAUUCAAUCUUCGAUCAAGUUUUUGGCUUUUAUCGUACGUGAGCAGAUCGACGACGAGAUAUCCAAUGAUGACGAAUGUGGCGACGAGCAACGAACUGGUCAGCUAAUUAAUAACCAAUACUCAUACCGUGUGCAAUAUUUAUUACGCUACUACAUAAGAAUGAUGAGGAAGGGAACGAUAAUAUCAUGGUAACAUUACUCAAACGAACGUUUCUGGUCACGCAUUAAAUGAUACAAUUGUACCCAUACCCAUCCACCGAUGAACAACCCAGUUGAUAACCUAUUAUUCUGAUCACCUCUUAAAUUAAAACACCUGCGGUUCGUAACAGCGGUGUUGCUGAUGUGAAGACCUGAAUUGAAAAUCGUAAAGGAUCUAGAAGAAAGAAAUCGAAAAGGUUGGCUAUAUGAGACAAACAGAAAUAGAACAAAGAAUGACGAUAAAUGCGGAACUCCCUGUUACGCCCUCCCUACCUAUUUCGUUCCCCGUCGACCCCCAUCCAGUUCAUGGGUCAUGCUGUAUACCGUCAACACACUAUUCUCUGAUCGAGCAGUAUCCAAGGCACUAUACUGAUACACUUUUGUAAUACGAACCUUGAUCCUACCUACAGACCAUUAGCACUCCGCCUUAAUCCGAUCUGAUCCUAUCCACGACGUUGUACACUAUGUACACUAAUCCCCGUGUACCAGCCAAUCACCAAAUCAAAUAACCGGAAAGUAACUUACAUUUAACGAUUAUUAUCUAUAUAGAUAUAUAUAUAUAUAUAUAUAUAUAUAUAUAUAUAUAUAUAUAUAUACUUUCUGACAAGUAAGUAAGCACACAAUAGGAGACGUUAAUGCUGAAAGUGUAUGAGUGAUCUGUUUGUUACCAUUAGAUAUAAAGCAGAUAUUCACAUAGUAUUAUAUAGCACCAUCGAAAAAAGUCAUCGGUAGCGCAAACCAACGACGAAAGCAGAACAACAGGCGUCCAUUGUCAUUUGCGUUGAACGCUAAUAAGAACAAAAAAAACCCGUUGGUUAUGAACGGAUGAAAGCAAGACGGGUCUCAAAUCCCAGCAUGCACACACAGUCAAUGUUUUAUACAUAUUUCGUAGAGACGAUACCGUAAUGUGUCAGACCACCGUGGGCAAGCCGAUGAAUUACAAAAUGUUAUCGUUGAAAAAUCGCCUCGAAGCAAACUCAUGGCAAUUUAUGUAUCGAUGUAGCUCGUUAGGUUCAUUUAGAAAGCCUCUGUUACAGACUGAGUUGGUGCUUAACAUAACAGUAACAGACGAUCGUCUUAUAAGCGAUAGGGUAGGGUAGGGUAGGGUAGGGUAGGGUAGGGUGGUACACGUUAUGAAAGGCAAAUCCCAAAAAGAAAGAUCUGCAAAAAAGGCUAGACGUGCAGUUACGUGAUGUUACUGCUACUAGAGGAUUCGGUUCCUAACGUCAUUCACACAGAUGUUGAGAUCAGUGAUGAUCGAACCGUGCGAUAUAAUGCAGCCGGAUUUACCUAGCGUUUUUAAACACAUCGGGUGUAUCGACGCCGGUUUUGCCCCCGUAUCGUUAUAAAACGCGGCUUCUGCUUAGCACAGACUUGAGCAGGGUGGAUGGGCCAAAUGGCACGAAUCCGGAAAACGCUGUCUGUCUGUGAGUGAGACAGUACGUGUAAUACCCAGCUAACAAGCUAAGUAUCCGAACCGAUUAACGAUACCCCACAGAAUGCUUGGUACCCAUCAGUGUUGCGUAUUAAUACAAAUCUAAAAUAAUGGAAACAGUUACAGUAUUCGUUCGCGAGGCUACGUAAUCGUAAAAGCAUAAACAAACAAGAAUCGAUAAAUCGUAUACAAAAAAUACAGUCGAUUCGUGCGACGCCGCUACGUUCGCUGUAGUCAUCGUUUAACGUGCGAAUUUGCCGAACGUAACCGUUCUUCCUGAAAUUAAAGUCUUCCACAUUUUAUAUAACACGUUUCAAUGUUUUAAGUUCUAGCAAGUUAUAGCUUAUGGAUGGGGUGACGUACUAUAAUAGAUAGAUAGAUAGAUGAGACACUGCGUCGCCUCAUGUUCAGUAUAUAAAUAUAUGACGAUUAUGAAGACUAGAACUAUAUAUAUCUUGUUGUAAACGCAUGUCUGCUGUGUAUGGUGCAUGCAAGCUAUGAUCGAUUGCGAGAUAGAUAAAAAAGAGUCAUAUAAAAUUGUACGAUUAUAUAUACAUGCGUGUGAUUAUAUGUGUAGAUAUAGAUACAAGAAUACAUCCGCAAUUUCAUUUGCUACUUCGCCAGUAUUUAUAAACUAAUGAUGGUUUUAUUAGAAAAUAAAUGCAAUUAAGAGAAAUUUCGAAAUUCCUGAUCCACUUCCCCCAGUCAAUCUUACAGGUGAUUAUAUAGAGAAGAAUUAACUGAAAAAUCCAUAAAAAAUCAUCCUCGAAUUCGGGAGGUUUAAUUUACUCUGGCUUGAUGUAGCCAAUGGCUCAUAUAUCAUUAUCCAUUAAAAAAAAACACCCAAAAAUGUCCAUAGCUUUUCGUAUCGGCCAUCAGUUACCUUAUAAUUGAUAAGAUUCAAUCGAGCUCACACCCGAGAUCAUUUUUGCUUUGUUUUGGAUAUUCUAUCCGGGCCACUGGGCCCACUGUCUACCAUGAAAGACACAUCUACAAAUGAUGCGAUUUUCAAAUACUUUUUUUAAGAUCUUUUUUAACAUCUACCGCGAAUGAGGUAGCAGCUUUGCAUGAGCUUACGUGCGUGUCUCUCUCUCCCCCCUCCCUCUCGAUGUAGCGAUAUAUAUGUCUACGUGCGUUAAUAUACAAGACAUUAUAUAUACACACAUACAUAUGCAUUAUAUAUGUGUGGGUGUGUAUAGAUCGUUUGUAUAGUGUACAAUGUUGUACAAGCAUCCCGUUUAUUUACACGCAUGUGCGUAUAAGUACAACAAAAACACUCUUUAUUUAUUUCAUUCUUGUAUUAAUAUAUGCGUAAGUUUAUCGGAGUCAAAUAUAUCGCAGAACUAUAACUGUUCGAUUAUCGAUAGUUCUAAGUUCACUCAUUUGUUACCAAAUGUAUUGAUAACUAUAAAAAGGAGGCCUAAGACACUUUUUCUGGUUUAUGUAUUUCGCCUGCAAAGUCGUUAUUUUAUGGGUCGUCGACAAGUGAUUCCUUUUUUGUCCGUUUAGACACAAAGUACUGGUAUUUUCCACUAAACUGGAAAUGAACUCCCACUGUUAACCAUAACAAUUAGUAUAAUGAGGACAUGUAUGCCUUUAUAUGUAUAUGUGUGUGUAUGCAUUUCUGAUUGUGUAGUAAUGUGCAUGUGUGUAUAGGUAUGGAAAGAUGUAGACAAACAUUUACAUGCAUGAGCGCCCAUUGAUUGCGUCAAUAAAAUCAAUAUUUGGAGUAAAGUUAAGGUUCUAGGCCACAGAAAUGUCUACGGACGAAAACAUUGAACAAGCAAAACGUUAUGCCAAAUUUGUGAUCAAAUCAACUGUAAAAUCAAAAUAGCCCCCCGUAGACAAUAAGGCAAAUUAAAUAGCCGUAAUCUUAUUCUGGUCCAUCUAUCCAUAUAUACAUACAUAUAUAUAUACAUACAUAUAUAUAUAUACAUAUAUAUAUAUAUAUAUAUAUAUAUAUAUAUAUAUACAUACAUAUAUAUAAUACAUGGACCUAGAUAAAGGUGUGUAUGCAUUUCUGUGCAUUACGCAAAAAAUCUUGGUCUUCAAAAUAUUUUCAUGUAAUUCCGUAAUGGCGUAGUAAUUGACGUAAUUGGGAGCUGAAGCAAAUGAAGGGCCUAAGUUAUAUGUCGUUGGGGCUAUUGGGUAUAUGUGUACCCUGCUGUUACCAAAAACAUUUCAAUAUGAUAGGUUGGAAAACUUUUCCAGCUACACCUAAGAAUCAGGCAAAAUUACUGGCCUAGUGGCUGUCUCUAGAGGCCAUACCAGAAUACUCGUCUAUCGUUUUGAGUUAAAGUUCGUAGCCAUCUACAAAAAAAGGUAAUCCAUAUCCUAGGACAAAAAAAAAUACAUUUUUAGUAUAAGAAUGAAUUAUGCAAUUGAUAACACUCUUCCAGUCAUAUAGAUUUUCAUCAAUAUCUACCAUAAACUAAUAGAGUUCAGUGAGUACUAUAAAAUAUUAGUUUCUUGCUGCAGCCAAGAUUUUUCGCAUACUGUAUAUAUACAUACACAUAAACAUAUCUUAUUAUAUAGUAGGUACCCUCUACCUGAGGAGAAACAAAAAUGGUCAGAGCGAAUGCCACAAACAACCCAGGAGGGAACUGUCUGUUUACACAAAAAGUGCUACUUACGAGAUUAUCACCGGCUAAGAAUUUUUUAGUCGACACUAUGGGACAGCCUCAUCUUUUUGUUAGGAGUACGAAGAUCCGAUGCCGGAUGCUAUUAGACACAUAUAAAAAUUUCUAUAUCAUUAUUAUAUUGGCGAUAUAGAUUGCCAGUUGACUUCCUCCUGGGGCCAUGUCGAAGUGCCGUCAGUGGUAGCAUAGACGAAGCGUGCGGUUGGCGAGGUAUCAGCAGGAGCAGACUGCCGCCACCGCUCGUCGCCGUUCCUUUUACAAACCACAGCAGUUAUAUGCGGCAAUAUGAGGUAUCCUCUGGUCGAGCCUCGGCCAGCCCCUAUCCGGCAAGGGAUCUUAUUAGAGUACAAAAUAGAACGAUCAAAGUUAUCAACAAGCGCAAGCUGAAAAAUAUGACUUCGGGGGCAAAGAAUGAUCAGCUGAAGAAAUAGACCGAUUGGACAGCAGCUCCUUUGGACCUCACCGAUCGACUAAGACAAACAGCAGCCAAGAGGUGACUGCAAAUAAAAGCCCUCUGGGAUCGCUAUUGUCUGCGGCAUGCAUACGGGUUAGAGCUGCCAAGAAAAGCUGCAGUCGUGAAGUUAAUCGUUCGGACAGUUUUUAUUCAGCUCUCUUCAUAUUACUAAUUUUAGAUGUAAAUCGUUUACUGAAGAUGUGUCGUUUACAAGGAAGGGCAUCAUAGCAUGAACGGCAAUGAGGCGACAGCUCCGUAUAAUAAACGUGUACACGUAGUGACACUGCUACCUAAGAAGUAUUAAAAAAAUCUAUUUUCAGUAUGCAUUUCUUCCCAUGGGCUCGUGCUAUAUCAGCUAUCCUUUGCCUUGGUUUACUCCAACCUGGUCCAGCACAUUAUUGCUAACUGAUGUGAACUUCUUCAAAUUUAUCCAGCUUACAUUAGGUGCAGCUAUACUUGUUAUUGCGCUAAGCUCACACCAGUCCUGGACAAAUACGCCAUCCCUAAGCCUGAUCCUGCUACCUACUGGCAACACGUUCUCGCCAACCCUUACCCACGUCCGGACGUUAACUUCGAAUUGGGUAGAUUCUAUGACAAAUAAGAAACACGUUUGGAAUAAGUGCGUCACAAGCGAAAAUAAAUACAUCAUUAAUAGUAAUAACAUAAAAACACAAAUGGAAACGUAAGAUGGACACCAAGAACAUACUACUAGCAUAAUAG
Molecule: messenger RNA, 15472 nt
Organism: Varroa destructor (honeybee mite)
Lineage: Eukaryota; Metazoa; Arthropoda; Arachnida; Mesostigmata; Varroidae
Biological process (GO): monoatomic ion transmembrane transport
Cellular component (GO): membrane
Molecular function (GO): extracellular ligand-gated monoatomic ion channel activity; GABA-A receptor activity
Source: RefSeq, a predicted model, not a curated record